Molecule: messenger RNA, 3232 nt
Organism: Linum trigynum
Lineage: Eukaryota; Viridiplantae; Streptophyta; Magnoliopsida; Malpighiales; Linaceae
Source: the annotation of a GenBank genome assembly
UUAAGUCAUAAUUUAAUUUUUUUCUCAGAUAAAUCAUAUUAAAUUUGCUCUUCAAAAUUAUAUCAAAUAUAUUUAUGAAACAAAAAAAUUGAAAUAUUUAGUACCAGUUUAUACCAUGGUGGUAAUGCUUGGUAUUAGAUAAUUAAUAUCAUACUAUGUGGUAUGGAAGUGUACCAUGUUGGUAUGGACAUACCAUAGUGCAGGAUGGUUGAAUACAUUAUUGUCGGAAUAUAUGAACGAUCGUUUAUCACAUUCAUCUUUCUUUACCACCAGUUACCACCCCUAUACCAGGGUGGUAUGAGGUGGUACAUUUUGGUCCUCCAUAUUUUUUUCAAGAAAUUUGUCGAUCCAAUAUAUCACGAAUAACUUUUUCCUUCUUUGCAAAAUUUUCAAAAUUAUAGUUAAAAAUGAAGGUGGUAUCACAAUAAACUCCUUCAAUCUGUGCUAAAAAAAUUCAAAUACGAAUUAGAACGAAAAAGAAUAAGAACCCAUCAGAAAAAAAAAACUAAAAGAAUAAAAAGCUAUUAAUUUUCACUCUUUAGAAAUUGGAAUGGGCCCAAUUUAACUCUAACACCUAAUCUUAAUUCUAUUUUUACUUCAAUUCCUUUGAAUUAUUAUCAAAGCCUUAAUCCGGGCAGGCGGGCAGCCGUAUGACUCCUCCCCAGCCUUCCUUUUUAUAUCCCCCACCAGCCACGAACAGUCCUAAUCUCCCUCUUCUUCUUCCUUUCCCACCAUUCCAACAAUCAAAUCUUUUUCCCCACAUUUGAAAAUCUCCCUCUUCUUCUUCUCGAUUAGGGUUUCCAAUCACUUCCCUUUUCUUCCUUUCUCUGGGUUUUCCCCCUCUCGUCCAAAGUUUCCAUCUUUAUCAUUCCUUCUAUCAAGAUCGAUUAGGGUUUAAAGGAAGGAGAACCCAUUUCCUUCCAAUCAAAGUUUCUCGUACUUACCUUAGAUAGACAAACCCCUUUUUGUUUUUCCCCAAAGAUUCCUUCUUCCUUAAACCCACACAGAGAAAUUCUCAACCUCCCCUGUUUUCUCUUUCCUUUUCCCCUGCCUCGUCAAAAAUGGCUCCGGCUUGUAAUACCAGGAGAAGAAGAAGAGUCAAAUCCAUCAGCACCAUCCCCAAAUCGAAGCCAAGAACAACAACAGCAGCGGCAAAGAAAUCAACAACAGCGAAGAGAAGAUCAAAUUCCACUCGCAGAACAAAGAUGGAGAGAGAAGCAGCUCAUUUAGCAACCGCCACUUCUUCUGCUUCUUCCAGCUCCUCUGUUUCGGAACAUAUCAUUGAUGGAGGGUUCGAGGAGUCCAGUAUUAUCUUCAAUGGAGGGCUCGAUUCCAAAAAUAUUGAUGUUGUUGGGAACGAAAGCAGUAGCAUAUGCUCGACUCCAAAAGGCCGGAGGUUUCGGAUACCGAAGAUAAAUUCCUGCCCGCCGGCGCCAAGAAAGAAACAGAGAGACACCGACGAUGAUGCUCUGUUUUCAUCUUCACAACGCUCCAAUUGCUCUUCGUUGCAGAGAAGGCCCAUAGCGUUCUUCGCCCCGCCCGAUCUCGAGCUCUUCUUCUUCUUUGCCCGCCGACACAUCUCAGUUUGAAUGGUUCAACGUUAGUGUUUGAAACUUUUUUUGUCCUUGUUUUUGGUAUGUAAAUACAGAAGUGGAUUGAUCUUUCUCUGUUUUCCAAUUGAACACUAAGCUAUAGUGUGAUGAUGGGAAAAGCAACAGAAUGGCCUUAGGAAAUGGUCACUGCUCUCUUAGAUUUUAACCCUCAUCUGGGUAUUAGUUUAACUUGUUGUUUUAACUUACAUUUUGGUAAUUUUACAGUGUGGUUAGUAGUUUGGCUGACUCAGAGAGGCAGGGGAAGAGAGAGUUUUUUAAUAGAGAUGUGUUUGAAGCUUGUGAGGUUCAUUAAUGGCGUUGGUGUGAAUUUUUCUUUACUGUUAUUUGAUAAGAUUUUCUAAUCUCUAUGCAUAUGUUUAUGACCAGUUUCUUCAUCUUCUUCUUUAUUUCAUCCACUUGGUUUAUGUGUUCAUCACAUGGUAAUUAAUCAAAGUAACUCCUCUUAAGUAAUUAAGCAUUCACCGCUGAAGGUAAUCACUUUUAGACGUCAAAUAUUGUGUUAUAGAUGGUAGUUGUCUCCUAACUAUUUUGGUUUGUUACUGACAUUGAACUUGAUUAACAAGGUGUCUAUCGGCGGAAAAACGACUUUUACGCUCAGAACGAUGCUUAUUAUCUAGCAUAACAUAUUUAUUUCUCUCGAGUAAAAGCCCGUAACCACGAAGAGAUUUUACUUUCUUCUAAUAAGUGGUGUCUAGCUAGCUAACCAUGAAAUUUUUUCUUGCACAAUCAUAUCGUAUUGACUGGCCAUGUCGAAGAUAUCAUGCACGCGAAGCUACAACAAUUUUCUAUUAAUCCAUAUGAAGUUGUUUAGUAAACUUACACCAUGUUUUCAAUAUUUUGUUCAUAUCAAUGGAUCUCUCAUAUGAUUUCACAAAUAUUGAGUUUCUAUACAAUCAUGUUCUAGCUCUUGACAUUAUAAUAGAAUGGCAAAUCUCCCUUUCCACCAAAACCGCGUUGAUACUCUUCCUCUUUUUCCCUUCUUCUUCUUCUUCUUUCUGGUUAGCAAGCUAUGAGUGCUAUGAAUUGCUUUCCAUGGCAGAAAGUGAUAAAAAGAAGUAGAAAGAAAGAAUAAAAGGCUGAGAAAUUAUAUUCCUGGUGGGGAUAGUGUGACAGAGGGCCACCUGAAAAUGGUGGAAUGGAAGGAUCAUCAUCAUCCCAAAGUGCAAAAAUAAACAAUAUGGCCAGAGAGAGCAGAACAAUGUCUGCAAUGGGCUCAAAAUGGAACUAUAACUAAGAUAGAAAAGAAACUGAACAAUUCCAUCAGCUUUUCUUUGUUAAACUUUUCUUCUUCCUUUCCACUCAGCAUGUAAAAUUACAUGCUUUUGCUAAUCUAUGUCAUGAUAGAGAAUGCAGCUUCCAUCAAUCAGCUUAGAAUGUGGAUUUGAGAAGAGGGUUCAUGUGGAUUGAUAAUAUCACACACUCUGAAUCACAUAGUUUAGUAAUUGCAUUUGUAGAUGUAUAUAGUGGUUCGAAUCAUUGAAUAGUGUCUAAACAUGUUCAAAUCUUAGAGGUCAUAUGAAAGAAAGGGAAUUGUAAUAGGAUCAAUUUAAUUUAACUAUCUCGUUUGCUAGAAAAAACUGGAUGAAUCAAUCUAGUCGGAAUAAUUUGGAAUUGAUCUA